GUCGCUUUCUUUCAGUCAGCUCGACGUCGUACCGUAAUCCAAGCAUCGACAUCUGAACUACUACGUGGUCUCGGUCAAUUCAUCGCGCAGAACAGUCAUAUCGCCGCUUUUGAACCGGCUCAUCUCGUCAUGUGGCUGCGUACCGUCGACCGGGCACUUCUUCUACAGGGAUGGCAGGACGUAGCGUUCAUCAAUCCGGCGAAUCUAGUCUUCGUUUUUCUGAUUAUCAGGGAAGUAAUUCCAGAUGAGGAGUCUAUCCAUACGGUAGACGAUUUGCACGCCUGGGUACUGACAUGCCUUUAUAUUAGCUACUCCUAUAUGGGCAAUGAAAUCUCGUACCCACUGAAGCCUUUCCUCAUCGAACUC
Messenger RNA from Ostertagia ostertagi, 366 nucleotides. NCBI's taxonomy places the organism in Eukaryota, Metazoa, Nematoda, Chromadorea, Rhabditida, Trichostrongylidae. The record is from the annotation of a GenBank genome assembly.